Cherax quadricarinatus is the source of this 2163-nucleotide messenger RNA. The record is from RefSeq and is a predicted model, not a curated record. NCBI's taxonomy places the organism in Eukaryota, Metazoa, Arthropoda, Malacostraca, Decapoda, Parastacidae.
AUGGCGCCUACACACUCCACUGAGAAUGCCAGAAGUUUUUCGGCUGUGAGUGCGUUGUGUCUGUGUACAUCAGUAGUCACCACACCCACCAGCAACCAUCACACACUCUUCGUUACACUCCCCACUCCGGAGGAUGCUGUGUCUACCAUACAGCCAGGACACGACCAGGAUGACCUCGACGUCACCACAGACUUGCCCAUCACCUCACCUCUGCCACACGAGGGCCACAACGAACCAAGAUCUGCUCUGCUGCGCUUCCCACAGGAGACUAAGAUGGUCUUCCUGGCUGACGACUUCGAAGCGGCGUCAAGGUUCCCGGAGCUACAGGCAAGAGUGCCAGACCGCUCUGGUGGCCUGGAUGAACAGGCACUCUUUCCAAACACCCGCUCCAGACCCAAGACCUCGGAUCAGGCCACCCCUCGCGACAUCCUGGAUACCACCGGCAGGAACGCUGGCAGUACCAAAGACUACCUGGAUCUGUCUCUUGGAGCUGAGUCUCGUCCAGACCUCCAGACGGAUAUCGAGGUCGGUCACGUGGGAUCAAGGCACAACCCAGGUUACUACCGUCCCAGCCUCUACAACCACCAGCCUCGACCCCGUCCCGGCCACCACCAGUUCCCCGUGGCUUCCGUUAUCGACAAGGACCCAUUGUACAACAUCUACUCCCGUCCUGGAGUCCUCAAGAAGCCGUACCACAACAUGACCAGAGUCCUUAAUAUCGAUGCUGAGUGCCAGGAUGACUUCAUGAGGAUCCAUGUCCAGUUCAACGGCUCCUUCAGCGGUCUCAUCUACUCCUUAGGUUAUGCCUACGAUGGAGACUGCAUCUACGUGAACGGCUCUGGUCGCCUCGUUUACGACUUCUUCAUCCAGCUUAACCGUUGCGGUACUCUGAGUGGCAAUGAGAAGGGCAGGGAGGACAUCAGAGGUCGCACGCCCUCGUUUUUCUCCUGCAGAAAAAACAUGAUGGGGAAAACACUGACGGUGCAGUACAACCCGCUGAUCGAGGAGGUGUGGGACGAGCACUUCAAGGGGGACUUUCGAGUAUGGCUACGACUUCUGAAGACAGUCACCUUUCCCUUCCUCGAUGUCGAAGUUCAGACGGGCAAUCCCGUAGUUUUCACCCUGACGCCUCCAGAGUGCCACAUGGAAAUCCGCUACGGUAUUGGCACCACGGGAAAGAGAGUAACAGGUCCGGUGCGUGUGGGCGACCCCCUCACUCUGGUCAUCUACAUGCGCUCAGAGUUCGAGGGCUUCGACAUCGUGGUGAGUGACUGCUAUGCUCACAACGGCGGCAAUAAGCGCAUUGCUCUCAUCGACCACUACGGGUGCCCGCUGGACGAGUCGCUCAUCAGUCACUUCGAAGGUACGCGGACUUCAGAAGGUCUGUACGAGACACAAGUGUACGCUUUCAUGAAGACUUUUCGCUUCACCGGCUCCCCAGCUCUCUACAUCGAAUGUGAGUCAGGAUGUGCCACGGAGGGUUGCCCGACGCAGCCGUGUCACUGGCGGAGUGCCAAGAAGCAGAAGCGCUCGGUGCAGGAAGAUGAUAAAAAGAUCAGCCCAGCCAACGUCUCCGAGUCCCUUAGUCUCUUUCAGUCUAUCCAGGUGGUACGAGAUGACCAACUUCUCCGUCCAGCACUCAGAGAGACUGAUACAGAAAACGUGUGUCUGAAGAGUGGGACUUUCUCUGCCUUGGCAGGGAUGGUAGCAGUAGUGGUGGGAAUCCUGACGGCUGCCUGCAGCAUCCUCUGUCUUAGACUCCGCACCGCACACAAGCAAGACGAUCCGACACCACCUCUCUCAACACCCUUCGCAAGCCAUUACAAAUCAGAUUACGUCCCGCCUACUAAAAGGAGACUUGAAUGAAAAAAAAAAAUCAUGAUGUAAGAAUACAAACUGCCAUCAGAUUCUGAACGUAAAAUCCCACUCGUGAAAACAAGAGAGAAGGUUGAAGGUACUGCUUUAUCUUCCAUAAUGUUAAGAUACAAAGUAACACUGGGAGAACACGACGGUGGUGCUGAGGUUGCAAGUGGGGUGACAAAUGCUACAACCGUCAUCCAGUAAGACAAAGCUUAGGGAGGUUUCAUGCUCUUUAUUUUUUUUGGCCUUCAGAAGAUUCUUCCUUCAGAAAAUUUACCGACAUUCAUGUUAAUAUUUGUUAAU